AUGGACAGAAAGUGUGAGACCACGGGCUUCAUCCUUGACCACGUGGAGGCUAAAGUGGUGAACCCGUCGACGGGGCAGGUGGUCCCUCUGGGGGAGCUGGGGGAGGUGAUGAUCCGAGGCUUCUGCGUGAUGCUGGAGUACUGGGAGGACAAGGCCAAGACAGAGGAGUGCAUCUCCAAAGACGGCUGGUACAAGACCGGGGACAUUGGCAGCUUGGACGCUUACAGCUAUCUGCGAAUCGAAGGCAGAAUCAAAGACAUGAUCAUCAGAGGAGGAGAGAACAUUUAUCCUGCUGAAAUUGAGCAGUUUCUUCACACUCACCCAAAGGUCAAAGAGGCUCAGGUGGUCGGAGUGAAGGACGAGCGAAUGGGUGAGGAGGUCUGUGCUUGUAUCAAGCUGGUUGACGGACAGGAAUGCUCCGCAGAGGAAAUCAGAGCUUUCUGUAAAAAUAAUAUUUCCCACUUCAAGAUUCCCCGAUAUGUUCUUUUCGUCACCAGCUACCCACUCACAGUUACUGGAAAGAUCCAAAAAAACAAACUCCGUGAAGUGGCGGAGGAACAACUCGGGCUGAAGUGA
Messenger RNA from Knipowitschia caucasica, 576 nucleotides. The record is from the annotation of a GenBank genome assembly. NCBI's taxonomy places the organism in Eukaryota, Metazoa, Chordata, Actinopteri, Gobiiformes, Gobiidae.